This is a messenger RNA of Strongylus vulgaris, 909 nucleotides long. Lineage: Eukaryota; Metazoa; Nematoda; Chromadorea; Rhabditida; Strongylidae. The record is from the annotation of a GenBank genome assembly.
AUGUUUCAAACACCAUACCUUCUUAAGGCAUCUGCACGCACCAAGGAUAUUCCUGGAACACUUCGACCUGAUAAUGUGACUGGAUCAUCGUUGUUGCUUAGAUGGAACAGUUUACAAGCGGAACAACCACCAAACGUCAUCUCGGUACAAUACAAAGAGACGGGUUCCAGUGGAGUAUGGAAGGCUCCGACUAACGCAUCAUUUGAUCCUUCGGUGUCUACCAUUCUAGUGCUUAUUAACGGACUACUUUCUGCUACUUCAUACGAUUACCGCUUUGUCGCUUCGUACUCAGGGACGUACUCUAUCGAAAGUAAAGUAAUAGGUUUCAAGGAGUAUUACUAUCAAAGUGUUCAACAGGCGAAAACUAAAGGUAUAUUAGAUAUACCCGGAGUACCCACUGCACCGCUACAAGUGGAAGCUAGAAUGGACGAGGAGGGGUGGAUAGUUUCAUGGAAGGAGCCGUCAAGCGAUGGUGGAUCACCCAUUACUAGUUACGCCGUCGAAAUGAGAAAUAAUCGUUCGUCCGAGUGGGAGAUUGCUGAAAGAGGGCUUGAUGGUUGGAAACUCUGGUGGAGACCUGCCAAAAGUGAUCGUCGGACGUGGGAGUUCCGCGUACGGGCGGCAAACACUGAGGGCUUUGGCGCUUAUGGAUAUUCUAGUGAUAACGUCGUCCCUCCAACUAUAGAAGAAUCAACGCAGUCAUGGCUUUACGUGGUUCUUUCUGUUUCACUUAUUGCUAUCCUUGUAUUGUUGACUUUGAUCUUCUUAAUGAUUAGAGCGCGCGCCCGGGCAGCACGGUUGAAAAAGGAACGUACACAGGAUAAGAACUGCAUCACACUAGAAAAGAUAGCUGGGCUUAACAGUGCCCCUUUCCAGCCAAUGCCUCCCGAAAUGUUGAACGAAAUCAAA